Messenger RNA from Penicillium odoratum, 984 nucleotides. Its product is annotated as SGNH/GDSL hydrolase family protein. Bases 1 to 984 code for a protein of 327 amino acids. Gene Ontology annotation, molecular function: hydrolase activity, acting on ester bonds. The transcript is spliced from 4 exons. The record is from RefSeq and is a predicted model, not a curated record. Lineage: Eukaryota; Fungi; Ascomycota; Eurotiomycetes; Eurotiales; Aspergillaceae.
AUGGAUCUCUGCAUCUGUAGUACCAAGGUCACCGGAGAAGUUAAACUGGUCUUCCAAGAAGGCUCUGUGCUUGUAAGUCUCGCAUUUGGGGAUUCGUAUACAUACGUUCAAGGAACACAUGGACACCAGAACUACAGCUUCAUAGGCGACAGCUUUGACUUCUCAUAUGAUGAAGAAACACUUCUUUCAGACAUGAUUGUCCAAAAUCAGACAGGAACUGCCGAAGGAGGUCCGAACUGGGUGGAAUAUCUCACGGGAUGCGGCGAAAAACCAGGCCUGACAUCACCCCGAACAUGCAAGAAACAGCUUUGGGAUUUUGCAUUCGCAGGUGCGGAUAUUUCAACUGAAUAUACACCUCUCCAUCACAACUUCACCGUUCCUCUUGUAGACCAGAUAAAGCAAUACGCAACAUACGGCCACCAGACGCUUUCCAAGUUCCUCACUACAAGUGAAACCCUAGUAGCAGUCUGGAUCGGCAUCAACGACGUCGGUGAUAGUGCAAAAUAUGCGGUCGAUUUCCCUACUUUCUAUGCCAACCUGACAAAUACACUGUUCAACUCUGUCGAUACGUUAUACGACCUUGGUUAUCGAUCGUAUCUCAUUAUGAAUCUCCCGCCCCUGGAUCGGGACCCGAGUAACGUGGGAAGCAGUUCUCCGAAGCCGAAUGCAACACAGGUAGGGUGGUAUAAUGCUGCCCUGACGGAAAGGGCGGAGAAGUUUGGAAGUGAGAAGAGGGAUGUGGAAAUUCGGGUAUUUGAUGCGCAUUCAAGGUUGACUUGGAUUUUGGAUCAUCCGUGGGAGUUUGGAAUUGUGAACACGACAGAUUAUUGUGCUGGUUAUGACCAGCCAGAUAUUGCAUGGAACUACAAGGCUUAUGGGUGUCCGACACCGCUGAAUGAGUACUUCUGGUACAACACCGGGCAUAUGACGAGCCACACGCAUCGACUUUUGGCGACGGAGUUGGAGAAGUGGUUGCAGACUUAA